Messenger RNA from Schistosoma curassoni, 1087 nucleotides. The record is from the annotation of a GenBank genome assembly. NCBI's taxonomy places the organism in Eukaryota, Metazoa, Platyhelminthes, Trematoda, Strigeidida, Schistosomatidae.
AGGAAAGCGCUUUAGAGAUUCUACCAAAAAUAAUGGCAAACUGUAUGAUAAUAAUAAUAGUACUUCAGACACUACAAACACCUCUGAUGAACAUUUUCAUUCAUCAUCUAGAUCAAAUCGUAUUUCACAAUUGGAAGCUGAACUUUCUCGUUUAAGAUCACAAAUUGCUCAAUUAAUUUUAGCUCAAGAAUUAGGUAAAUCAAGCACGUCUGACGUAGAUCGAGAUCGUUUUCUUCAUCGUCCAGAUGCAGAUGGUGAGAGUGAUACUGCCACUACUACUGCUGCCAUCGCUGCCACAGGAUCACCUAGUCUGAUGCAACAUGAUAAAACAAAGUUUUACAACAAUCUGUCAGAAUUUCCUAUUCCUUCAGUUAGUUCAACUUCAACAUCAUUAAUACUACCUCCACCACCAAUACCCCCUCCACCGCCACCACCGCUCAUGAUUUCUUCACCUGCACUACAAGGAGGUAGUAGUAAUUGGAGAGAACAAUUGCAAGCAAAGCUAAGAAGUAAAAAGAAUAAUUCCACGGAUAAAACAUCUACACCAAUAAAAAGUAAUUUGUCGACGUCACAAAAUCCCGCCGAUAUGUCACAAGUAUUGAAAGAAUUACAAAGUGGAUCUAUUAAACUACGUUCAAUACCAAGAUCACCUGGUGGUACACCGAUAAAACAAAAACAGUCUCCCACAAUCAGUGGCUCUGAUCCAUGUGCAAUUAUCGCUCGAGCACUACACUCUAAAUUUUCACAUCUUCGUUCUAUAAUGGACAAUUCUAUUAGUGAUGAAGAAAAGAACUGUCAGUCGAAUAUUCAUCUUGACUCUGGUUUAGGACCUGGAUGUGAAGAUAUUUGGUCACCCAAACGUAAACCCAACGGUUCUCCCCAUUCAUUGAUUUUUGGCCAGCACAUUCUCCGCCCAGUCAAUCGACGUACAGACAAGACCAAUUAAAACAUCCAACUCGGAUUCCUACGAUGUACUAAUUGGAUGUUAUGACUUUCACAAUAGUUAUUAUUUUACAGAUCCUGAUUAUAUGCCCUAUCAUACCUUGCCUACUCUUUCGGAAAAACUAUGAGCAUUGAAAUAAAUUGC